AUGUCAGCGGCUUUGAUUAACAGAUCCUUGACCACUAUUAGGACUGAAUUAGAAUUCUUACUCGAUAGUGAAGUCAUAGAUGAACAAUUAUACCAAAAAUUAACCAAUGCCAUUCCACUAAAAUUUCAGAAGGAUUCAAAACCAUGGGGGGUGGAUCAUUUACAAACCACUUCUUCUUCGACCAUAGAUCAAUUAUCUAAUAACUUAGCUAAAACAGAACUUUCAAAUCCAUCAUCGGCUCCUCCAAGUUAUCAACCAACUGAAAUAUCAACCCCUAUUGCUGCUCCUACUGAAAAGACCGAUAAGAAAGUAUUGGGAUAUUAUAAAGCAUUAUAUGAUUAUGAUGCCAAAGAACCUGAAGAUUUGAGUAUGAAAAAAGAUGACAAAUUGGCUGUUGUUGAACAUUUAUCAGGAGAUUGGUGGAAAGGAUAUAAAAAGUCUCAACCUUCAACCAUUGGAGUUUUCCCUUCAAAUUAUGUUUCAAGUAUAAGUGAACAAGAGUUUAAAGAAUCAAGAGGUGCAGCUCCUGUUCCAGGUAUCUCCAUACAAGGAGAAAAGCAAGAAUAUCAAAAUUCUAAUCUGUCAAAUUAUACACCUCCCCAACAAUUACCUCAACAGCAUUCUGGUUAUCAACAACAAGGAUAUAACAAUCAACCUUAUCAACAACCAUACCAACAACAAUAUCAGCAAGGGUACAACAAUCCAAAUUAUCAAGUACAACCAUCUCAAUCUGCACCCACUUUACCAUAUGAUCCCAACUACUACAAUCAAGUUGAACAACAACAGCAACAACAGCAACAGCAACAACCUCAACAACAAAAUCAUCCUCAUUUAAGAAAAUAUGGUAAUCAAUUGGGUAAUAGUAUUGUUACAGGGGCUGGGUUCACCAUUGGUAGUGAUAUAGUAAAUUCGAUCUUCAGAUAA
Yamadazyma jaroonii is the source of this 924-nucleotide messenger RNA. Lineage: Eukaryota; Fungi; Ascomycota; Pichiomycetes; Serinales; Debaryomycetaceae. The record is from the annotation of a GenBank genome assembly.